This is a messenger RNA of Trichosporon asahii var. asahii CBS 2479, 723 nucleotides long. RefSeq lists its product as uncharacterized. The transcript is spliced from 3 exons. The coding region runs from base 1 to 723 and encodes 240 amino acids. The record is from RefSeq and is a predicted model, not a curated record. Lineage: Eukaryota; Fungi; Basidiomycota; Tremellomycetes; Trichosporonales; Trichosporonaceae.
AUGACGAGCGGCAGAAAGGAGCCCGAGGCACCUCCCUCGUCCGCGCAGCAAACACCCGUCAAACCGCGCACCCGCAGAGCUUUUCCCUUCCCUAGGCAGGGGGCGGCUGACCUCAUCGUGCGGCCUGUCUACGACCAGAACACACCCAUCACUGGCGAUAAGAGCAAUCCCUUCGGCCUUCCGUCGAAUCUGGAGGAGCAACGCGAGGCGUGGCGCACCCUCGUCCCGUGUCAUAACAACCCAAGGGAUCUGAACGACGAGAUCUUCACAGUCAAGAAGAUAUCGGACCACGCGGGCAAGAAGGCGCGGCUUGCGCCUCCUCGCAGUAACCGCCUCCAGAUCCACACUAGCGCACGAUUCUUUUCCGAGAUGGCUGCAAAGUGUCUCGCCCUGAUACUGAUCGUGCAGCAUGGGGAAGGAAGCGCAAAACAAGGCGAGCUCGACUACAACUGGGCCCUCUGUAGGGAGGUGUUCGGAGACCCGUUCACCCAGUAUUAUCGUAACUUUGUCGACGGCCUGCGCCCCCGCAUCAACGACAGGCGCGACCAGUGGACCGUCCAGACUGUUAGCAUGGAGGCGAUGAAGGCGUGGAUCACGACGCAGGGUCCGUGCCCAGUCGGCUGCCAGGUCCUGCCCCGUCAGCCUGCAUCUUCCAAGGCUGCUUCUUCGUCCCGCCACAAGACUGCGCCCCGCGCUGCGUCUUUUUCGACUGUCACCAAGUGA